AUGCCGGGCAGGGGUGGGAACAGCGGGCGCCCGGGGGGCUCGCGGGCGGACGACCACCGCGGACAGCGGUGGGACAACGCAGGCGGGCGGGGCGGGCAGGAGAAAUACCAUGCGAUCGUGAGUUCCUGUGGCAGCGCUGACCCCGAGGCUGGCUCGGCCUCCUUCCCCGUCGGAUCGCCGGUGCUCUCGAUCCACCCCCCGCCCCCGGGGGCGGCGGACCAGACGCAGCUGCGGCUCGUGGCCGCGGUGCCGUGCGAGGAGGGCCUCACGGACCCCAUCCUCACACGAGAGCCCACCCCGCCACCGCGGCCGGAAACACCGCUGCCGCCGAUGCCGUCAUGGGAGGUGCCGCGCGUCCGGGAUUACUACCGCUACUAUCGGUAUUACCGGCCUUACGCAGCAAGAGAGCUCGUCGCGGGCCCCCCGCGCCGCGACGCGGAGGAGGGCCACCGCGACGAGGCGGACGGCCUCCUCGGCGGCCGCAAGUACGAGGACGACGUCGAGGAGGUGGAGGGCGGCGUCGCCAAGAAGAGCGGGCUGUUCAAGACGCUGAGCAACAUCUUCAUCUCGUUCGUGGGCAGCGGCAUCCUCGGGCUGCCGUUCGCGUUCGCGCAGAGCGGCUGGCUGACGGGCGUGGCCAUGAUGGCGGCCGUCGCGGUCGUGGGCUACCACUGCAUGAUGAUGCUGGUGUGGUGCAAGAAGCACGCGAACCGGCCGUCGGUGCAGACGUUCGCGGAGCUCGCGCGGUUCUCGCACGGCCCGUGGGCGCAGCGCCUCGUCGAGACGCUCCUCGUCAUGAGCCAGGCCGGGUUCUGCGUGGCCUACAUGAUCUUCAUCGGGCAAAACAUGGGCCGCGUGCUCUCCGUGUCCACGCACCUGCCCAUCGCGCUCGCGACGCCCUUCGAGAUGGCGCUCGCGCUCCUGCGGUCGCUCACCGCGCUCGCGCCGUUCUCGAUCGUCGCGGACGUCGCGAACGCCAGCGGGAUCCUGACGGUGCUCUCGCAGGCCUGGGGCGACGUCGGCACCGGACCGAACAUCGCGCCCGUCACGGGGCUGGCGGCGCUGCCGUUCAUGUUCGGGGUCGCGGUGUACUGUUUCGAGGGGAUGUGCAUGGUGCUCCCGCUCGAGGCGUCGACGCGCGACCGCAAGAACUUCCCCAAGGUGCUGGGCGUGGGCAUGACGUUCGUGACCGCGCUCUACAUUGGGUUCGCGCUCGCGGGGUACCUCGCGUUCGGGGACGCGACGGAGGAGAUCGUGACGCUCAACCUCAAGCAGGGCCUCGUCACCGAGUCGGUCAAGGUGUGUUUGUGCGUGGGUUUGUUCUUCACCUUCCCGGUGAUGAUGGUCCCGGUGUACGAGAUCUUCGAGCGCAACCUGAGCGCGAGCACCGCGUUCCGGUCCCGCCUGGACAUGCGCUACUGGCCGAUGGUCUUCCGCGGCAUCCGCGGGCUCACGGUGAUUGGCGUGGCCCUGGUGGCGCUGGUCAUCCCGUCGUUCGGGGCGUUCAUCUCGCUCGUGGGGUCGCUGUGCUGCUGCACGCUCGCGCUGGUGAUGCCGCCGCUCAUCCACCUCAGGCUCUUCGGCGCGGAGCUCUCGCUGGGGGCGCGGUGCCUUGACUACCUGUACGUGGUGCUGGGCGUGGUGGGCGCGGUCGUGGGGACGACGAACUCCGUGAUAGAUAUCCUCGAGGGGAAGCAGAGCGUGCACUGA
This is a messenger RNA of Pedinophyceae sp. YPF-701, 1710 nucleotides long. NCBI's taxonomy places the organism in Eukaryota, Viridiplantae, Chlorophyta, Pedinophyceae. The record is from the annotation of a GenBank genome assembly.